GCCGUGACAAUAGCGCAAAAACGGAGAAUUCAUAAGCAUUCACCUGCCUACGGCGCCUCCUUUACCUUGACUUGUGUGUCACACUCGUUGGUGAAUCGCAGACAUGGCGGACGAGGAAGCCGGGAAGGAGGGCGAGAAGAAAAUCGUGCAUGUUUACCCACUGGUGAAGCACUCGGACAUGACCGAAGAGAUGAGAAUAGAGGCCAUUGAACUGUCCAUCACCGCCUGCGAGAAAUACUCAUCAAACUAUGAGCACGCUGCCAAAAUCAUCAAGGAAAACAUGGACAAGAAGUUCGGCAUCUAUUGGCAUGUGGUUGUGGGCGAGGGAUUUGGCUUUGAGGUAUCCUACGAAACGGAGAACAUUCUCUACCUGUUCUUUGCUGGCAACCUGGCCAUAGUGCUGUGGAAAUGCUCCUGAAUGCGGGUCAGCAAUCAAUCGAACGUAAACGUACCUAGAAACCGGAACAGAAACCAAAACCGAACCAAACAUAAAUUUAGCAUUAAUAUUAGUCAUACAUACAGAACACUUACCGUUAACGAAUGUUAUGAACUUUGAGCGUAUUAUCGUCGACGGAGAAAUGAAUUCCAUGGCAACGAUGUGACUUGUUGGGAAAAGAAUGGUUUUUAUUACAAAAUGUACCUAGACGCUAGCAUUUUGAAAACAAGCUUAUAAAAUUGUUUGUAUGCACUAAAACGAAAA
This is a messenger RNA of Drosophila suzukii, 700 nucleotides long. Its product is annotated as dynein axonemal light chain 4. The record is from RefSeq and is a predicted model, not a curated record. NCBI's taxonomy places the organism in Eukaryota, Metazoa, Arthropoda, Insecta, Diptera, Drosophilidae. Gene Ontology annotation, biological process: microtubule-based process. Gene Ontology annotation, cellular component: dynein complex.